Messenger RNA from Gryllus bimaculatus (two-spotted cricket), 690 nucleotides. Lineage: Eukaryota; Metazoa; Arthropoda; Insecta; Orthoptera; Gryllidae. The record is from the annotation of a GenBank genome assembly.
AGAAGGGUACCCCUCAGUCCCUACAUCCUGCCUGCCAGAGCCCCACCCGAGGGAUGGAGGGGCGGUGGGGGCAUGGGCGACCUCCACAGCGGCCGUGAGGACGCCGGCCCCGCGCGCUGGGCGCGCCGCGAAGAAACUCGCCUCAGUGUUAUCCUCGUCCAGUGGCGCGACCGGACCUCCGCCGUUUGCCAUCGGGGAUACCGACCGCAGCUAGACGAGCCGUCGGUCUCUCGGCUUCUGCCGCUUCUGCUGCCGGCGGCGCUGCUGGCGGCGCUGAUGGGCCCCGCGUCGGCGGGGGCCUCGGCGCCUGCAGUUCUGGUGACGGACUCGCGCAUGACCCGGAUGGUGGCGUUGAUGGAUCGCGGCGCCUCGUGCAUGCCCUCCAGCGACAGAGCGUACAUCCGGCGCGUGGUGCUGGAGGCGCCGAGCCAUAUGGUGCGCGAAAUGUCGGACGCGGGCAUGGACUCCCUCAUGGAGGUGUGCAAGCAGCAUCGUCGAGGCUUGCCCGGAGGCAUCAUCUUCCCAGGGACCAAGUGGUGCGGCACCGGAAACAUCGCCGUGGGCUACCACGAUCUGGGCGAGAAGGAGGCAGAGGACAGCUGCUGCCGGGAGCACGACAACUGCCCUUCCCAGCUGGGCCCCGGGGAGUGCCGCGGAGGCCUCUGCAACAACACCCCGUUCACCACGUAA